Messenger RNA from Perkinsus marinus ATCC 50983, 364 nucleotides. RefSeq names its product Kinesin heavy chain, putative. The annotation marks the transcript as partial. The transcript has a single exon. Lineage: Eukaryota; Perkinsozoa; Perkinsida; Perkinsidae. Gene Ontology annotation, biological process: signal transduction. Gene Ontology annotation, cellular component: membrane. The record is from RefSeq and is a predicted model, not a curated record.
AUCAACUCAAUGAUGUGCGGAGCAAUUUUUAACAGCCUAGAGCAAAUUGACGCAAGCCUAGACCAACUUAGUAAAAGCCUAGAGCAAAUUAGUGAAAGUUUAGACCAAAUUGGUGAAAACCUAGAGCAAAUUAGUGAAAGCCUAGAGCAAAUUGACGCAAGCCUAGACCAAAUUAGUGAAAGCCUAGAGCAAAUUAGUGAAAGCCUAGAGCAAAUUAGUAAAAGUCUAGACCAAAUUAGUAAAAGCCUAGACCAAAUUAGUAAAAGCCUAGACCAAAUCAGUAGAACUGUAGACCAAAUUAGUAAAAGCCUAGACCAAAUCAGUAGAACUGUAGACCAAAUUAGUAAAAGCCUAGACCAAAUUA